Molecule: messenger RNA, 851 nt
Organism: Porites evermanni
Lineage: Eukaryota; Metazoa; Cnidaria; Anthozoa; Scleractinia; Poritidae
Source: the annotation of a GenBank genome assembly
GACGAUACCCGAAGCGCACAAGUCAAGCCCCUAGCAGCUGCAUCUUCCUCUGCGAUGAUGGGGGCGUUCCCAGGUGCACGGAUAGUGGCGACGACUUUAAUUUUGUUUUCAGCAGCGUUUCUGAUUGAAGGUAAGAUUUACUUAGUUCCAUCUUUAUGAGUUUAUUCUAGAAUACAGUAAAGAAACAGACUCGAGUUACUUGAGAAUUUUAGGGGGUGGGGUGGGGGACAUCGAAACAGUUUUCAACUCGCGAUAAAACUUGGCACUGAAUAAAAAAUUAAGCGCACCACUCGAAGCAGUACAUUUUACCCUUAUUUUUACCAUACACAAUUUACAUCCUCAGUGUGAACUUUUGAGUUCGAUGUUCUCCUCCUUCUGGUGGACUGUAGUAUCAAGGGUCAUCAAGUAGUUUAGUUUACGCGUACCCGUUUAUCCCUUGUGACACUACUGAAUGUUUUUUUUGAUUUUCUUAAAAGUUUACGGGCUGCUUAACUAUCUUUAACAAAAGUCUCGUCUUGUUUAAAUAAGUCAGUAAUUUGAAAACACGCAGAGCUGCCAGUUUGUAGAAAAUAGCUUGUGACCGACCCGAAAUGAACCGCCAUUCCACCUCGCUAAUUGUUCCAUUACCCACUUGUCAACAAUUUCCACUUUCAGGACAAAGUCUUCUGCAACAUGGAAAGGUUAAUUUCACCGUCGUAUCUCCAAGCCUGCUCCACUGCAGAACCGUGCAAUAUCCUCAGGUAUUUUCCAGCUCCAGUAACAUCCGUGUUCUCGCAUCCAUCAGCCAUGAAAAUGAAUCGCUAAGUGUACACGAUUCAGCGGUCGUUUGGACUACAGAUGUGACACAGAAC